AGGCGGGGCCGCCAUCUUGUGGGCAGCUCCCGGCCCGCUCCCGCCCCGCUGCCGCCGCCAUGGGGAGGGCCGGCGCGGGCAGCCAUGGCCGGCGCUCAGCGGCGGCCGCACGCCCGGGUGGCCGCGCCGGGGGAGGUGGCGGUGGCGGGCGGCGCGGAGGGAGCGGCGCUGCGCUGGUGCGUCUCGCUGGCGCUGUGCGCGGCCUUCCUGGGGCUGGGGAUGAGCAUCGCCGUGCUGGGCCCCACCUUCCCCAACCUGGCCGCCAACGUCCGCAGCAACGUCAGCGACAUCUCCUACGUCUUCGUGGGCCGGUCGCUGGGCUACCUGGGCGGGUCGGUGCUCGGGGGGCUGCUCUUCGACGGCAUGAACCCCCACCUGCUGCUGGCACUGUCCAUGUUUGGAACAACGGUUGGGCUCUAUGGGAUACCCUGGUGUAAGAAAUCCCUGCUGUUAACUGCCUUGAUGUCAGUUAUUGGAGGUUCCAUGGGAAUUCUAGACACAGGUGGCAAUGUGCUGGCACUGAACACCUGGGGAGCAGAGGCUGGGCCACACAUGCAGGCCCUACACUUCAGUUUUGCUGUUGGUGCAUUUGUGGCUCCCCUCCUGGCUAAAAUGGCCUUGGGAGGCCCCGAAUCUAAAGACCUUCCAGUGGUUGAAAAGACAAACCAGUCUGUACCGAGAUCUGUGCUGACAGGACUGAAGCAACAUUUUGGUGCAGAUUUCUUGUGGUCCUAUGUGGUCAUAGGGACCUAUCUCCUGUUUGUUUCUUCUUUCUUUUUUAUCUUGUAUUCAAAGGGCAGCUCAGCUCGAGAGAAAUCAAAGGCUUCUCAGCAGAAAGGCACGCUUGCCAAAUACCACUAUGCCCUUAUUGCUCUCCUGUUCAUGUUCUUCUUCUGCUACGUGGGAGCAGAGGUCACUUAUGGCUCUUACAUCUUCACCUACGCCAGGGUCUUUGCCGAGAUGCAAGAGAACGAAGCAGCUGCUCUGAACUCUGUCUUCUGGGGCGCGUUUGCGGCCUGCCGGGGCGUGGCCAUAUUCUGUGCUGCCUGCCUCUACCCGGGCACCAUGAUCCUGCUGAGCCUCCUGGGCUCUGCUGCCUCCUCUUUGUGCUUGGCCUUCUUUGCAGGGCACCCGCUCUCCCUGUGGGCCGGAACCGCCGUCUACGGGGCGUCGAUGGCCACGGUCUUCCCCAGCGGCAUCUCCUGGGUGGAGCAGUACACGGUGGUGCAGGGAAAAUCCGCCUCCCUCUUCGUGGUGGGCGCCGCGCUGGGCGAGAUGUGCAUCCCUGCCGUGGUGGGGUAUCUUCAGGGCAGGUUCCACCACGUCCCCGUGGUGAUGUACGCUUCUCUGGUGACCUCACUGAUGACCGUGCUUCUCUUCCCCGUGAUGUACAAACUGGCCAACUCUCCCCGAGAGAGCAACUUGAAAGAAACAAGGGACAGUGAGUACCGGAAAGCUCUGUUGUCAAACUCGGGGCUCACUGAGGAUGAAGAGGAUGAGGAGGAUGCAGCAGAGUGGAACGAGGCAGACUUUGAGGUGAUAGAAAUGAAUGACACGCUGAGAAACUCUGUGGUAGAGACCUCCCGCAAGAUCCCAGGGGACUCUCCAGCCCAAGUCACUCUCCAGCCCCACCUGGACGAUGUAUCCUGUGAUUCUCCACUGGUUGGUGGUGGCUCCCCUGGGGGAGACGAUGGGAAUGUUGACCGGGAGAAGAACGAUUAGAGUAAAAGCUGACUGCCUUGUGUUUUUGAAAGGGAAGUGCAAUGGAAUUGUAGCUGCUCUUGUCAAGUGGUUCAAGAGUCCUGUCAGUGGCGCAGAGCUCAGCGCUUCCAUUCCUGCUUGCCCAGCCUUUUCUCCUCGUUCACCUCCAGCCUGCAGGGAUGAGUCCUGGAGCGGGAGCGCGCAAAGAGCAGAGACGUUUUCUAAAUGUGGGGCAUGCACAGGGGACUGCUCAGACCACUCAGGUUUUGGGAGGUGGGUGAGGGUGCAGUUCUGAGGUAGCUUGGUCACAGUGUUUUCAUGGGAGAGCAGAGAAAUGUGUGAUCUGUGAUGCUGAGCUCUCUUAUCUCCUGAAAGAAGAAUGUUCCUGCUGCACUGUGAGUUGGUGUGGGACAUGAACCAGGGCAUGAAGUCAAAUUUCAGUUGAUGCCCAGUGGCUGGAAAUUAGAGAACCCAUUGGCAAACUGGAAUGUUCUGGUUCUGUCAGUUGAGAAAAAAUGAUAAAUGAAUUUUUAGAAGUGGAACUGUGCCUUUGGGCCAUUCAAAAGCUGCAUCUGGGAAGGGGGGCAAAACGGGUGGUAUUAGUGGUAUUAGUCUGCUCUAAUGCUUAACCCUGGAUUUACCAGUUGAACGGUGGUGAGAAAUCUAAGUAGUCUCAAGUACUUGUGAUUGUACUUGUGGUUUUGAUUACAGUACUGAAAUCAAGGCACGUGUGAAGAUAAACAGAUUUAGGAGAUGGUAUUGACAUAGGGCUAUGGUAUUUUUCAGCCAGUUGCUUAAAUUAAGGUUGUAAUAACUUCUCUGGCUUCAGUGCCAGGACUGGAAUGUUGUGUUGUGUUAAAAUGGAAGUUUGAAAAGGAGAGGGAAUUACUGGUGAGACAAUCCUUCCUGGUUGCACUGCACGAUCCCCUGCCCCUUUCCCAGUCGGAUUGGUGCUGUCUGAGGGUCAUUCCCAUGGGUGGGGCUGGACAGGAGGCUCUUCCUGGUGGAGCAGCAGUGGUUGGUAGGGGUAGGGACACUGCUGCCAAGCAGGAACACCUGGGAUGGACCCGUUGGGCCAGGCAGCCCUACCCAGGGAGAGAAAACAAAGCAGCAGCUCAUGACAAAAUGGGAGUCUGAACCGUUGAACCCUGAAAUAUUGGGCUUGACAUUCAUCUGACUGACACUCCAGAUUUGAAAAGAUUUUUUUUUUUUAAGGCUGUGUGAUCACAAUGUGCUCAUCUUUGGGCUUUUUUUUUACUUUGCACUUUUAUUAGUAAUUUUCUUGUGAAGAAUUUUACUUUACUGACAACAGAGGUCGAGAUGCAGCAUAGCACAAAAACCUUAGAUGUUCCCUGUAUUUUCAGGUCUGGUUUUGCUCCCUCGUCCUGAGUGUGCAACCUAGAAUCUUGUGGCUUUUUCCUUCCUUCUGAGAAGUUAGUAAGAAGCAGGGAUGAACUUGUAGUGAAAAAUGCAUAAUUUUUUGGCAUCUUGCUCUGCUGAAGUGCCUCCCUCUCCCUCUGCACUUUGUUUUCUGUAUGUGUGUCUGUGUACUCCUGUGGUGUCUUUUCCAGUGCAAUGCAUGAACCUGCACUUGUUCCACAUGCCAGUCAAGGUUUCCCUGUGCUUGCAGUGACAGGAGAUGCUUCUACCUGUCAGGACAAAUCCUGCCCUAGGUGUAUGUGACAUUGUUCAGCAGCAGGAAGGUCUGUGUGGCCUUGUGGAUGGUACCAAGUGCUGUGAUGUGGCAGAGGUAGCCAGGGCUGCAGAUGGAGCCUGCACUGCUGCAGCUUCCCCUUUCUCCUGCACUCCAUGCAACUCCUGUCAAGAGCAGGGAGUGUUACCUGCUGGUCUGGACAAACCCUGCUGGGCUGGAGGGAGGUGGUACCUGCUGCUGCUCUGCUUCGGUAGGAGGUCCCAGGUUUCCUUUGGCGGUGUUGGGCUCUGUGCAGGACAGCCAACCAAGGGCAGGGACAGGGAUACAGGGCAGCUCCCUGCUGCAGCUCUGCCCCACAGGCUGCACCUGGCUCCACAGUGAUGUAAAAAAGUGUCACUUCCCCCCCCGCCCCGAGACCUGAGAUCAUGUUGCCAGAAGAAAAAUCAGUUGGAAAAAAAAAAAAAAACCCACACCUGGUAACCAGGAUGAUUUUUAAAUGAUUCACAAUUCAUAUGCUAUUUUUUUUUGAAUGAAAUUUGAAAUUGGAAUGUCCUGUAAGAUUGUUCUCAGGGAUAGUUAAUGUCUUGCAUGAUCAACUGCUAAAAACAAGAACAUGGGAAAUAGGCUGUAGCCUCUUUAACCUGGCUAACCUGGCCUACUGAACUGCUUUUUUAUUUUUUUAUAUAUAUAUAUAUGUGUGUAUGUAUAUAUAUACACACACAUGCCUGCAACUUGUGUUUCUGCUGUCUUCCCACCAAGUAUAAAAACACUGUGCAAAACAGUGAUUUAUUUAUAGUUGCCUGGCUGUAUUAAUUCCUGCAUGAGUCACUUGAAUUCAUCCCUGCUUCCCUCCCCCCCCCCCCCGCCUUUAAAAGCAGGAGGCCUGUGUAGCACAGAGUGCCAGCCUGGAAUGCCAAGCUCAGAGGAGCCUUUUGCCAAAAGGAAUAGCUCCAAAAGGCAGUGGCAGGAGGAUGGAGUGGAACUCAGUGCUCAGGAAUGGUGCUGUGUGGAGAGUCCUGUGCAGGUGACAGGUGGAGGCCUUUGGAUGAGUCUAACUUGGGUGUCAUCUUGGCACCUAGAACCUUCAACAUCUUUAGUUCUGGCCUCAGAUGGAAAAGUAUGGGAUUGGUUCUCUUCAUGCCCUAAGCACGUUUGUCAGAGCAGGGGCUGCCCAUCUGAGAAGGAAGUGGUGAAAGCAGAGGAGGUUAAAACAGCUGGAGGACAUCCAAGGCAGAGUCCAGCUCACAGGAGGUCUAGACUUCCUUGAUGUUCAAGGCUGUAUGUUUCCUAGAUCUUGGAUCCUGGUGUUCCUUAAGACUUGUUUUUAGACAAGGAAUGUUAGUGUUCACAUUUAAAUUUCUUUCCAAAGUAAAAUUGUUGUCUAGGAGGUGCAGUUAAAGGGAGGAUGUUCUUACAGUGCCUUGAUGGAUGGUCUGGUUUUUGGUUAGUUUGCAUAAAAGCACAGGGUGUGAUGUUCUGGUGUCUGUUUGUAUUGGGUCUGUUCUGCUUGGUGUGAGUUUACAUGGAACUGUGUAACGUGACAUUUAACAGCCUGACUUGUAUUUUUGAAUGUAAUAAAUUCUUAACUGGAGAAGGCA
This is a messenger RNA of Apus apus (common swift), 4953 nucleotides long. RefSeq names its product major facilitator superfamily domain containing 4B (gene SLC60A2). NCBI's taxonomy places the organism in Eukaryota, Metazoa, Chordata, Aves, Apodiformes, Apodidae. The transcript has 4 exons. Bases 85 to 1722 code for a protein of 545 amino acids. The record is from RefSeq and is a predicted model, not a curated record.